Molecule: messenger RNA, 1059 nt
Organism: Schistosoma guineensis
Lineage: Eukaryota; Metazoa; Platyhelminthes; Trematoda; Strigeidida; Schistosomatidae
Source: the annotation of a GenBank genome assembly
AUGGUAAGUAUUAAUAAUAAUAAUAAUAAUAAUAGUAGUAGUAGUAGUAGUAGUAGUAGUAGUAGUAGUAGUAGUAGUAGUAGUAGUAGUAGUAGUAGUAGUAGUAGUAGUAGUAGUAGUAGUAGUAGUAGUAGUAGUAGUAGUAGUAGUAGUAGUAGUAUUAGUAGUAGUAGUAGUAGUAGUAGUAGUAGUAGUAGUAGUAGUAGUAGUAGUAGUAGUAGUAGUAGUAGUAGUAGUAGUAGUAGUAGUAGUAGUAGUAGUAGUAGUAGUAGUAGUAGUAGUAGUAGUAGUAGUAGUAGUAGUAGUAGUAGUAGUAGUAGUAGUAGUAGUAGUAGUAGUAGUAGUAGUAGUAGUAGUAGUAGUAGUAGUAGUAGUAGUAGUAGUAGUAGUAGUAGUAGUAGUAGUAGUAGUAGUAGUAGUAGUAGUAGUAGUAGUAGUAGUAGUAGUAGUAGUAGUAGUAGUAGUAGUAGUAGUAGUAGUAGUAGUAGUAGUAGUAGUAGUAGUAGUAGUAGUAGUAGUAGUAGUAGUAGUAGUAGUAGUAGUAGUAGUAGUAGUAGUAGUAGUAGUAGUAGUAGUAGUAGUAGUAGUAGUAGUAGUAGUAGUAGUAGUAGUAGUAGUAGUAGUAGUAGUAGUAGUAGUAGUAGUAGUAGUAGUAGUAGUAGUAGUAGUAGUAGUAGUAGUAGUAGUAGUAGUAGUAGUAGUAGUAGUAGUAGUAGUAGUAGUAGUAGUAGUAGUAGUAGUAGUAGUAGUAGUAGUAGUAGUAGUAGUAGUAGUAGUAGUAGUAGUAGUAGUAGUAGUAGUAGUAGUAGUAGUAGUAGUAGUAGUAGUAGUAGUAGUAGUAGUAGUAGUAGUAGUAGUAGUAGUAGUAGUAGUAGUAGUAGUAGUAGUAGUAGUAGUAGUAGUAGUAGUAGUAGUAGUAGUAGUAGUAGUAGUAGUAGUAGUAGUAGUAGUAGUAGUAGUAGUAGUAGUAGUAGUAGUAGUAGUAGUAGUAGUAGUAGUAGUAGUAGUAGUAGUAGUAGUAGUAGUAGUAGUAGUAGUAGAAUUAUGAUUUACAGGUGA